Molecule: messenger RNA, 1306 nt
Organism: Triplophysa dalaica
Lineage: Eukaryota; Metazoa; Chordata; Actinopteri; Cypriniformes; Nemacheilidae
Gene: gpr35.1
Product: G protein-coupled receptor 35, tandem duplicate 1
Exons: 3
Coding region: 375-1295 (306 amino acids)
Biological process (GO): positive regulation of Rho protein signal transduction; phospholipase C-activating G protein-coupled receptor signaling pathway
Cellular component (GO): membrane
Molecular function (GO): G protein-coupled receptor activity
Source: RefSeq, a predicted model, not a curated record
UUGGAAAAACGCGUCUGCUAAAAGACUAAAUGUAACGCAAAAUGUGCACGUGAUGAUCACUUCGGGGGGAGGAUUACCGAACAAGUUUGUGCUCGUCCUUUUGUCAAACCGCGUGUGAAGUAUUUUACAAGUACCGUAACUUUACUCGAGUCCUAUCUGUGACUCGGCUUCCCCCCAGGACUUCAAGAGCAAGAAGCAAUCUUUUCUACCCCGUGUGAGAAGUCGAAUCCUAUAUUUGUUUUUUUUUUGCAUUUUGGUCGGAUAUUGCAGUGUGGCGCAAUUAAAAUAAAAUCUUGCCUAGGGCACCAACCGAGGCUGGGCCGCCCCUGGGUGUAUAUACAGUAAAUUGGUAAUAUAUCAUAUAGCAGUUGAAGAUGCAAAAUUGGACUUCCAACUACACCCUCGACUGCAACCUGAAUGUCACCAACAACACCCUAAUACUCCACAAAGUCACAUCUAUACCUACGUUUAUCCUGGGGCUUCUUGGAAACAUCUACGUGUUUGUGAUAUUCUCCCGCCGUCCCAGAAAGGAAUGGACAAACAUGAUGAUCUACAUCACCAACAUGGCCAUCGCCGACAGCGUUGUAUUGGCGAUCCUCCCCUUCAUGAUUCAUUUCUACAACUCUAAAUUACCCCCAGAGUUCAAGGCCAUUUGCAACAUUGUUUUGUCACUUUUUUACGUGAACAUGUACGUGAGCAUCUUCACGGUAACGGCCAUUAGCGUCGUGCGCUACAUCGCUGUCAAGUUUCCGCUGAAAGCGCGGGAAAUCUUGUCAAGGAGAAGCGCGCUGGUGGUUUGUGGGCUUAUAUGGCUGGUUAUGCUCUGUUUUUGCCCCAUUUACUUUCUAAAAGACUCUGGCAAUGACAAAACCAUGUGUUUUCAGCGGGUUAAAGAAUCGUUGUCGCUGCAUUUUAUACUUUUGUUGACUGUAGUCGGGUUCCUCUUGCCGUUUCUCAUCGUGUUGUUUUGUUCCAUCAAAAUCAUUUGUACUUUGAGAAAACGGCUAGAUGUUGGACACCGUUCCGAAAAGCUCCAAUGCAUGUUUAUAAUUGCGGCGAAUUUGAUUGUUUUCGUCAUAUGCUUCCUUCCCAUACACUUUGGUUUUAUUUUAAAAUACAUCGCACAGUCGUACGACUUCAGCUGCGACGCGCAGGUCUUCGCCCACAACUUCGUGCACGUCGCGAUGUUCGUUUCCAUCAUGAACUGCGGUUUGGACAGUUUCUGUUAUUAUUUUGCGACCAAAACAACGUGGAAUAUAUGUGGCACGAAAGUAAGAAACGAAGCCUCUGAGUGAACUCAUAAAUG